Pteronotus mesoamericanus is the source of this 1741-nucleotide messenger RNA. It is a transcript of the gene IL10RB, whose product is annotated as interleukin 10 receptor subunit beta. The transcript is spliced from 7 exons. Lineage: Eukaryota; Metazoa; Chordata; Mammalia; Chiroptera; Mormoopidae. The coding region runs from base 87 to 1073 and encodes 328 amino acids. Gene Ontology annotation, cellular component: plasma membrane. Gene Ontology annotation, molecular function: interleukin-10 receptor activity; protein binding. The record is from RefSeq and is a predicted model, not a curated record. Gene Ontology annotation, biological process: blood coagulation; cytokine-mediated signaling pathway.
UGGGCCGGCAGGUGUCUCGCGGCGCAAAGGGGACUUGGGGUCGUGUGCCCGCCGCCCCCAGCGCCCUCGGGGCUCCCUGCGCGGGCAUGGCGCGCAGCCUCCGGAGCUGGCUGGGCAGCUGCCUCGUGGUGUCAGCAUUAGGCAUGGUACCUCCUCCUGAAAACGUCAGAAUGAAUUCGGUUAAUUUCAAGAACAUUCUAGAAUGGGAGUCUCCUGCUUUUCCCAAAGGGAACCUGACUUUCACAGCUCAGUACUUGAGUUACAGGAAGUUCCAGAAUGUGUGCACCAGCACCGCCCUGACAGAGUGUGACUUCUCCGUCCUCUCCAAGUACGGCGAGCACGUCUUGAGAGUCAGGGCGGAGCUCGGAGAUGAGCGCUCCACCUGGGUGAACCUCACCUUCUGUCCUGUGGAUGACACCAUCAUCGGGCCUCCUGCGAUGCAAGUAGAAGCACUUGCCAAUUCGUUGCACAUCCGUUUCUUAGCCCCCAGAAUUGAGAAGGAGCACGAAACCUGGACCAUGAGGAAUAUUUAUAACUUGUGGGUUUACAAGGUGCAGUUUUGGAAGAACGGCUCUGAUGAGAAGUAUCCACUUGAUUGUCAGCAUGACUUUGAGGUCCUCCGAAAUCUGGAGCCGUGGACAACUUACUGCAUUCGAGUCCAAGGGUUCCUUCCCGACCGGAACAAAGCCGGCGAGUGGAGCGAGCCUGUCUGUGAGCGGACCGCCAGCGACGACACAGCCCCCUCCUGGGUCGUGGUGGCCGCCGUGCUGGUGGCCGCGGUGUGCGCCGCCUGCCUGCUGCUCCUGGGCUGCUCCGCCCUGCUGUGGUGCAUCUACAAGCGGACCAAGCACGCCCUCUCCCGCGGCAACUCGCUCCCGCAGCACCUGAAGGAGUUUUUGAGCCAGCCUCAUCGCAACAGGCUUCUCUUUGCCUCCUUCCCGCUCUCAGACGAGAAUGAGGUUUUUGACAAACUGAGUGUCGUCACGGAGGUCCCUGAAAGCGGCAAGCAGCAGGAUCCCGGGGACAGCGGCAGCCUCAGGCCACCGUCGGGACGGGACCUGCCCACCAGCUAGUCUCCGAGGAGGGGCACGCCCUGCGUCCCACUGCCACCUCUGCAGGCGACCAGAGCGGCCACCGAGGGCCCAGGCGCCCCGGCAAGGCCCGGUCCGGAACUCUGGGACCCGGGACCACGUCUGAACAGCCCAAGAGCAGGACCGCAAAGGCUCGCUUGGCCACAGGACUCCACCUUGGGACUGGCUGCUCAGUCCCAAGGCCUCCGGGGUUGAAAAACAGCCACCCACUGUGGCUGUUGUUUUCAGCCUCGCAGCUCACUCCCACGAGGAACAAGUUUCAAUUGUGAGAAACAGACACACUUACAAUGAGAGGCAAAAACAGGUGCUCUAACGUCCGACCGGCCUGCCGACGGGCGGUCCGCGAAGCCGCGCGUGCAGAGCGCAGGCUUUGCAUUCUCAGAGCUUCGUUUUUCUACCUGUCCAUGUUUUCUACAGGGCUGGGCUGCCAUUAGAGUUUUCUUCUCUGUGCCCUGGCUGGCGUGGCUCCGUGGGCUGAGCGCCGGCCUGCGAACCAACGGGUCGCCAGUUUGAUUCCCAGUCAGGGCACAGGCCUGGGUUGAAGGCCAGGUCCCCAGCAGGGGGCACACAAGAGGCAACCGCACAUGGAUGUUUCUCUCCCUCUCUUUCCCCCUCCCCCUCUCUCUAAAAGUAAAUAAAUAAAAAUUUUA